Entelurus aequoreus (snake pipefish) is the source of this 1539-nucleotide messenger RNA. Its product is annotated as alpha-N-acetylgalactosaminide alpha-2,6-sialyltransferase 2-like. Gene Ontology annotation, molecular function: sialyltransferase activity. The record is from RefSeq and is a predicted model, not a curated record. Bases 76 to 1380 code for a protein of 434 amino acids. The transcript has 9 exons. Lineage: Eukaryota; Metazoa; Chordata; Actinopteri; Syngnathiformes; Syngnathidae.
CCUGCCCAUGACUGUUGUUACCAGGUCCAGUCUGCUUAAACAGGUGCAAGGUGAGGCGCCUGCUCGUCUUACGCCAUGGCCUUCCACACCUCCAGGGUUAGGAAUUUGCUGCUUGUCAUCUUGCUCGGCGUUGUGUUACUUUUGGUGUGCCAGUCCAAAUUAUCCAGCUGGACCACUUUCUCAAGGAAAUGGGAUCUGGUCAUGGCGGCCCGUUGGUCCGAGAUAAAUUCCACCGGCCGGGCUCAGGAGGGAAACUCCAGGGCGUUCAGUACAACAAAGUACGACUCAUCGGAGACCUCCGCGCCCCCCGCGGAGUCGAACAGCGAGCCAAAGACCACGCUCGGCGUCCCUCCCGAGACCCCCAUGCCCAUCCUGCUGGCAAAAAACUUCUCCAAGCUUCCGGUGUGGGAUUUUGAGGAUGUUUACAACCAGGAUGCUGCACCCAGACAGUCGACGUGCCAACAAUCCCUCAGGAAUUCCCAGGAUGAGAGCUUCCGGAAGGGAUUCCUUCCCAACAUUCGCUUGUUCCUGCACAAAGACAACAUCAACAUGAGCGAGUGGAACAGACUCUCCCACUUUAACAAUCCCUUUGGCUUCAUGGGCUACACUUACGACGGUGUCAUGUCAUCCGUGAAGAUGAUCCCAAGGCCAAAGGAGCCUCUCCUCUCCCCAAAGCCAGGCGGCGAUGGCUGCAUUCGUUGUGCUGUGGUGGGAACCGCUGGGAUCCUCAACGGCUCCAAACUGGGGAAAGUAAUCGAUGCACACGAUUACGUCUUUCGGAUGAACGGCGCCCUCACCGAGGGUUACGAGGACGACGUGGGGAACAAAACGGACGUCUACGUCCACACGGCUCACUCCAUCACCACGUCCUUGUAUCUUGGCAAGAAGUACGGCUACAAGUCUGCCCCCCACGAUGAGGGUAUCAAAUACGUGAUGAUCCCGGAGGGCAUGAGGGACUACCAGUGGCUGGAUGGACUCCUCAAAGGAGACAGGGUGCAGCUCGGCCCGUAUAAAAACAGACGGCCCAGGACGUACUACACGGGGCAGUACAACGAGAGCCGCUUUUACGUCCUGCACCAGGAUUUCCUCCGAUACGUGCGGAACAGGUUCUUGAAGUCUCCCCACUUGAAUUUACGAUACUGGGCAAUCGUCCGACCGACCAACGGUGCUUUUGCCAUCUUCCUGGCGCUCCACACGUGUGACACCGUGGACGCGUACGGGUUCAUGACCAAAGACUACAAGCAAUAUUCCAACUAUUACUACGAGAAGCACACAAAAACAAGGGUGAUUUUCUACGCCAAUCACGACUACAUUUUGGAGAUGAAACUGUGGAAGAAUCUCCACGACAGCAAAGUACUGCGUCUGUAUCAGAGAACUUGAAGAGGAACCCAAAGGAUUGGAGGGAAUGCCUGCGUUUGUAUGGUUUUUAAUGAAUACGUUUAUAAAUACAAACAGCCCGUCAGACCAAUUCAGGUAGAAAAACAAAAACAGGUAAAAUGUUUUUAAAACCAUGUUUAGAACAAAAUAAAUAAAAUGUCU